UUAAGUGAAGUACUUUCUCUAGUGGAGAACUCUCUCUAGUGGAGUACUCUCUCUAGUGGAGUACUCUUUCAAGUGUAGAACUCUCUCUUGUGGAGUACUCUGUUCAGUGGAGUACUCUCUCUUGUGGAGUACCUUCUCUAGUGCAGUACUUUCUCUAUUUGUUAACGUAGAUAAGUAUUAAGAUAGAUGGAUAGUAUAGAUAGAUAGACAGAGAGAAAUAUAAAGCUGACACUUACGUACACAGAACUAUUAACAUACAAACAGACAUAUAGCUAGAAAGACAGACAGACAAAUAGACAUGAAAUACAUACUGACUGAUAGACAGAAAGAUAAAUAGAUAAAUAGUGACAGACUAACAUACAGACAUACAUAUUUGAAACACGUAAAAUUAAGUACUGCACAGGUAGAACUUUAAAACCAAAACCAUGACAAGACAUAUUCUUAAACUGUAUUUUCAGUUUCUCUGCUUGCCCUCAUUAUUUCCCAACAUUUCUAUUUAUUUUAGAGGGUUGACAAGUGUAUAAUAACAUGAAGGAAAUGUUAAAAAUAAACUGUCGUCUUUAUUAUAGAAUAAAACAGUUUAAAAAUCAAUUUAUAGUGAUAUGUCUUCUUUCUCUUAUAAUAGUCAGCAGUCUUCUCAAAUCAGAGGAGCCACCUGUUGGUAAUAUUACAGUACACGAUCUACCAAAGUGCUCAAGCACAGACAAGUUGGAUCUUAAUAAAGAUAUGCGAGCUGCAGAGUUAGUUCAAUUCUCGGAGGAUGGGUCGAAAAUUAAAGGACCCUUUAUUUACAGACCUUACCUCAACUGUUUGAACCAGGAGGAUGACCGCCUAACAGACUUGAUCAGAGACGAGUAUAUCAGGCCUCCAAACAACAAGCUUCUAUAUUUGAAUGGUAUGGAGGUGAAUUCUGACACUGCUUAUGAAAUAACGCGAAACGAACAAGUUGUGGAUAUAACAGAACUAGUUUACAAAAACCAAGUUCCUCGAAAUGGUUUCUAUCUGGAGGCAGGUUCACAUGACGGAAUAAAUUCUAUGUCUUUCGAAUUUGAAUUGGUUCAUAAUUGGACUGGUGUUCUGGUGGAGGCUGAUGUUUGGCUCUACACUCAUAGUUUAGAAUUAAAUAGAAAAUCUUAUCAGAUUCACACCUGCCUAGCAGUUGAGAAGACUCCACAUUUUGGAAUGUUUGAUAUGGUUUCUGCUGUUAGAGGAAAGGGAUUGUAUUCUAUGGGAGGAUUGAGCAGUAAUCCUCAUGAGUUCUCAAUGCAGAUGCAGUGUUUUCCACUUUAUAGUAUUAUUAAAGCCUUAGGCAACCCUGUGAUAAAUCUUCUAAUCCUGGAUGUUGAGGGAGCAGAACAGCUGAUUCUAGAAACACUGCCCUGGGACAAGGUAGAUAUAGAAAUAAUGACAGUAGAGACAGAUUUGGUCGGGAAAUCUAUAUCUGGGGGUUCACAGUCUCAGGCUUCAAUCCGAGCCUUGAUAGAGUCUAAAGGAUACAGAAGAUACCCUCACAGGAUGGAGAAAAACGAAAUAACAGGACUUGAGCAAAACGAUUUGUUUAUUCGAGAAGAUAUUGUUAAAAAGUACAAUGUUACCGACUAUCCAAUUUACUCGAAAUCAAAUGAAAACCGACAAAUCGUUUUGAAGAAUCUAGAUAAACUUUAAAUUGUAUUUGUACAUCUAACAUAAUAAAAAUAUCAUUCAUUUUCAAAAAAAAUUUUUAACUUAAGUUAAUUUUUUUAAAGGCAGGAUUGUUUUUGCAAACUUCUUUGUCUUAAAUGUGUCCUGAGGCCGAACUAAAAGAAUUUGAGCCGCGGCUUAAAUU
Molecule: messenger RNA, 1825 nt
Organism: Eurytemora carolleeae
Lineage: Eukaryota; Metazoa; Arthropoda; Copepoda; Calanoida; Temoridae
Exons: 12
Coding region: 529-1665 (378 amino acids)
Source: RefSeq, a predicted model, not a curated record